Messenger RNA from Drosophila kikkawai, 2350 nucleotides. RefSeq names its product hook microtubule tethering protein (gene hook). The record is from RefSeq and is a predicted model, not a curated record. Gene Ontology annotation, molecular function: microtubule binding; dynein light intermediate chain binding. Gene Ontology annotation, cellular component: cytoplasm; centrosome. Gene Ontology annotation, biological process: cytoskeleton-dependent intracellular transport; cytoplasmic microtubule organization. NCBI's taxonomy places the organism in Eukaryota, Metazoa, Arthropoda, Insecta, Diptera, Drosophilidae.
UGCUGUUUUGUUUUCACUGCAACAGCUGAUCGUACGUUUUUUAGUAAAACUCUGCGUAUUUUUUGUUUGUUUUGUUUCAUUUAGUGUUUCGUUCAGACAUCUAAAAUGUCCGCUCCCAAGAACGAGAUGUACUACAGCCUGCUGGAGUGGUUCAAGACGCUCAACCUGAAUGCGCCGCACUCGGAUGCCGAGUCCCUGGCCGACGGAGUGGCGCUGGCCCAGGCGCUGAAUCAGUUUGCCCCCGAAUCCUUUACGGACUCGUGGCUGUCGAAGAUCAAGGCCAGCGCCGUCGGCAGCAACUGGCGGCUGCGGAUGAGCAACCUGAAGAAGGUUACCCAGUCGGUGUACGAUUACUACAGCGAGGUUCUCAACUACUCGCUGAGCGACUUCGCGAAACCCGAUCUGCAGCGCAUCGCCGAGAAAUGCGACCUGGGCGAGCUGGAGCGGCUGCUGCAGCUGGUCCUUGGGUGCGCCGUUAACUGUGCCAAGAAGCAGUCUUACAUUACAGAGAUAAUGUGCCUGGAGGAGGAGCUGCAGGCGAACAUCAUGCGUGCCCUCCAAGAGCUGGAGUCCACACGCACCGCCUCCUCACCGGAGGGCGGAGUGGUCACGUCACUGUCGCGGAGUUCCAUUAGCGGCAUGUUGGACAGCAAGGCUGUGCAAGAGGAGCGCGACGCAAUGGCGCAGAAGUGCUUCGAAACAGAGAAGAAAAUGCUACUGCUCAUCGACGAAAAGACCAAUUUGCAGCAGGAAUUGCAGAAGCUGCAGCAGGAGUUUGCGCGCCUUGAGCAACACUCUACGGUUAUUGGCGACGAUGGCGUCUCCUUAGGACCAGUGCAAACCGGAUCCGUGCGCUACAACGAGCUGCGCCGGCAACUGGACCUUCUCAAGGAGGAGCUCAUUCAGUCGGAGGGAGCACGCGAGGAUCUGAAACUUAAGGCCCAGCAGCAGGACACCGAUCUCCUGCAUAUGCAAAUGCGCAUCGAUGAACUAAUGAAAAGUUCGGCUGAGGUGACGACACUAAAGGACGAGGUCGACGUGUUGCGAGAGUCCAACGACAAGCUGAAGAUCUGCGAGGCCCAGCUGGACACUUACAAGAAGAAGCUGGAGGACUACAACGACCUGAAGAAACAGGUUAAGAUAUUAGAGGAGCGCAGCGCCGAUUAUGUCCAGCAGAAUGCCCAGUUCGAAGAGGAAGCUAAGCGAUAUGCCAACACCAAGGGCCAGGUGGAGCUGUUCAAGAAGGAGAUCCAGGAUCUGCAUGCAAAGUUGGACAGCGAGAGCAGCAAGAACGUUAAGCUGGAGUUUGACAACAAGAACCUAGAGGGAAAGAACCUGGCGCUGCAGCGGGCCAAAGACAGUUUGCUUAAAGAAAGAGAUAAUCUUCGUGAGACCGUCGACGAGCUGAAGUGUGGACAAUUGUCUUCGAAUUCGGCCCUAACAGGCACCACAGUCUCCCGGGAGCUGCAGCCCUCGGCUGCGGUGGAGAAGCUACAACGCUUGGAGGCGGAGAACAAGGCAUUGCGCGAGGGGCAGGGCGGUCAGACCGCACUGGCGCAACUUCUGGACGAUGCCAACAAACGCUGCGAGAAUUUGCGUGACCAACUAAAGACGGCCAAUGAGCGCAUUCUUUCCCUCUCACAUGCCUCCCAAAGCGAUGAUCCCAUCUUAAAAGAGAGCGAGUUUGGCAAGCAGAUCAAGCAGCUGAUGGAACUAAAUGAACAAAAGACACUCCAACUAGAGGAAUCGGUGACCCAAAGCACUUCGCUGCAGUGCAAGGUUACGCAGCUGGAAACGAAUUUGGCUGCCCGAGAGCAGGAGAUUCUGGCCUACGAUGCCAAGUACCGCAAGUGUGUGGAAAAGGCCAAGGAGGUGAUCAAGAGCAUUGAUCCCAGGAUAGCCAGUGCUCUCGACGCCAGUGUCUUGGAGAAGAGCGCUGCCGAGGUCGCUGAGGAGGAGCCCAAGCCCAAGAUGAGCGUGAUGGAGGAGCAGCUGAUGACGUCGGCCUUCUACAGAUUGGGUAUCAAUGCCCAGCGCGACGCAAUAGACUCGAAGCUGGCCAUCCUCAUGGGCUCUGGCCAGACCUUUCUUGCCCGCCAGCGACAGUCGGCGCCCCGCAAAUCCCUAAGUGCAAUGAAAUCAAAGUAAAGGGCAAUGACCUGAUGUAUAGGCUAAGGACUUUUCAAUACUGAGCAUAGUUCUGAUUGCAAAUUUAUAUAAUUAAUAUAUAUAAUGAAACUAUUUAUUGGACAGUUGCAUGGAUCUAUACUAUAUCGUAUUUAUAGGAAAUCACAAAAUUUAAUUUACUAAAAUAUAUCAAUAAACCCCUUAAAAUAUUCACCAUUAAAAA